Messenger RNA from Drosophila grimshawi, 937 nucleotides. Its product is annotated as calcyphosin-like protein. Bases 141 to 788 code for a protein of 215 amino acids. The transcript is spliced from 6 exons. The record is from RefSeq and is a predicted model, not a curated record. Gene Ontology annotation, molecular function: calcium ion binding. Lineage: Eukaryota; Metazoa; Arthropoda; Insecta; Diptera; Drosophilidae.
UGGAUUUCAAAGCCGCUAAAGUAACAAGUAUCUUGGAGCUAUCCAUUCGCUUAAGAGAAGGCAAAGCCGCAGUAAAAGGCAAUUUUUGUACACUUGCUGAAAUAGUGAAAAGCGCCAUUGAAAAACCUCAACUUGCUGCAAUGGAUCCCUCAAAUGGAGACCUGUACACCCUGGAAGCCAAAUUGGUUAGCGAUUCGCUGAGGGAACUGACAGAUGGCGCUGACAAGGAUCCCAUUACCAAGUUGCGUUUGCUUUGCUUUAGCCGUGGCGCAACAGGCAUUCUGGGUCUUGGCAGAGCUUUUCGCGCCAUGGACGAUGAUGGUAGCAAGGCGCUCAAUGAGGAGGAAUUUAUCAGCGGAAUUCGGGACAUUGGUCUCGAUGUGACCGAUGAUGAAAUUAAGCAGAUGUUUAAUACCUUCGAUGAGGAUGGUAGCGGCUCCAUAAAUAUGACAGAGUUUUUGCUCAAGUUACGUCCUGCGAUGAACCAAAGUCGCCUGUCUAUUAUAGAUCUGGCUUUUGCUAAAAUGGAUAAGAAUGGCGAUGAGGUUAUAACCAUUGCCGAUCUCAAAAACGUUUAUUCGGUGAAGGAGCAUCCCAAGUAUCAGAGUGGCGAGAUGACUGAGGAUGAGAUAUUAACCGACUUCUUGCACAACUUCGAGGGCGGUCGUGGUAAUCUGGAUGGCAAGAUUACUCACGAGGAGUUCAUCAACUAUUAUGCCACCAUCAGCGCCUCAAUUGACAACGAUAUGUACUUUGACCUGAUGAUGCGACGCGCCUAUGCCAUGUAAGGGUAAACUUGGCGCCAGCGCUCAAUCUAAUUCUCAAUCUCAAUUAACAAUAUAAACUAGUCUUUAGUCCGGCUCAUGUUCUAUUUAUACACAAUGCAUGUUUCAUCCAAUAAAGAAAUUCUGUUUUCUGUUUUAUUUUUGCUGCAAAA